CGUCACGUCCGGGCAGAGGAAGGAGACGUCAUCUUACACACAGGCUGUGAGUUGGAGCUUGAUGAUUUCUUAACGAUCACCUUAUUAAAGAAAGAAGAGUCAUGUCGUGGAUACGAGAGACUGAAUUAAGUCUUCUCGAAAGGCUUACUGCUAACAUCUUGAGGGCAGGACCCAUGCCCAAACAUGUUGCUUUUAUCAUGGAUGGAAAUCGACGUUAUGCCCAAAAGAGACAUGUGGAGAGACAGGAGGGCCACACUCAGGGCUUUGACAAACUGGCAGAGACGCUUCGCUGGUGUCUGAACCUCGGUAUCCAUGAAGUCACCGUGUAUGCAUUCAGUAUUGAAAACUUCAAACGAUCCAGAGAAGAAGUGGAUGGACUGAUGGAGCUGGCCAGACAGAAAUUCAGCCGCCUGCUGAUGGAGCAAGAGAAUCUUGAGAAACAUGGUGUGCGUAUUCGGGUGCUGGGCGAUCUGACUCUUCUACCUCUAGAUCUUCAGCAGGUCAUCGCCAAAGCUGUGGUGUCCACCAGAGCUCACAACAAGUGUUUUCUGAAUGUAUGUUUUGCAUACACGUCAAGAUAUGAAAUCGCAAAUGCAGUCAAGGAAAUGGCCUGGGGAGUCGAGCAGGGUUUAAUAAAAUCCAGUGAUGUGUCUGAGGUCUUGCUCAGUGAGUGUUUGUACAGCAGUAACUCUCCAAACCCUGAUCUGCUCAUCCGUACGUCUGGAGAGGUGCGCUUGAGUGACUUCCUACUCUGGCAGACCUCAUAUUCGUGCCUGGCGUUCCAAUCUGUCCUGUGGCCAGAAUAUUCCUUCUGGAAUCUGUGUGAAGCUAUCUUGCAGUACCAGUUAAGCCAUCGAUCUCUCCAGAAAGCUCAGGAGCUGCACAGAGAAGAUCAAGUGUUACAGCAGAUGGAAGCGGACCGUACGUGUGUAGCCGAACUCCUGCAGCAACGUGGGAAUGGAAAACCCAUGGACGCCCAGAGUCAACAGACAGCACUGAUAAACUACACUGCCAGACGAGAGGAGAGGGUUCGCUGCUUUUUGGAUGCCCUUCAGCACAAGCGAGACACUUUUUUAGAUGAUUUAAGCAGCCAGACAGUCGUUGCUUAGAUUUGAACUUUUUGUAUAUACUGUUAUGUAAAUACUUAAGAUCUGGAAGGAAGUUUCACCCCGUUUUAUGGGGCCGUUGUUGUGUAUGUUUAUCAUUGAAAUGACCCCUGUAGACAUGAAUUACCAAUCUUCAAAUUAAUUAACUUUGAUUUACUAAGGGACUUAGUAAUGCUAGAAAAUGCAAUGGGUGUAAUCUUUUCGGUGAGCCACUGUUGUUUACCCCAUAGAUGCAUACAGAGUUCUUUAUGACUUGAUAAUUUGUGAACAAGUAUUGGAGAACGAUCAGGCUUUACACAAGAUCUGAGUUUUUUUAUUGACUGUAACCUUCCAUAUGACUGUUGUGAUUUAAAUCACUAACAUAACUUGAACAUUUUAAAAUAAUUUGGUAUUUCUGUUUCAACUUUGAGACAUAUUGAUCACAAUCAAUGCCAGUUCUUACAGGAAAAAUUAAAAUAUAAUAAAAUAUAUUUAUCUAACAUUAA
Molecule: messenger RNA, 1591 nt
Organism: Paramisgurnus dabryanus
Lineage: Eukaryota; Metazoa; Chordata; Actinopteri; Cypriniformes; Cobitidae
Gene: dhdds
Product: dehydrodolichyl diphosphate synthase
Biological process (GO): polyprenol biosynthetic process
Cellular component (GO): endoplasmic reticulum; dehydrodolichyl diphosphate synthase complex
Molecular function (GO): ditrans,polycis-polyprenyl diphosphate synthase [(2E,6E)-farnesyl diphosphate specific] activity
Source: RefSeq, a predicted model, not a curated record